AUGGCAAAACGCGUACGUCACAUGGUGCACGCCACAGUUGGAGCAGUUGAGAAUGACAGAACACCAAUGGCAGCCCAAAAAAAGAACCAUGGCUACUUUUUAAAAUCUGUUUUUACUAACUGUGGUGAAAUUAUAAUGUAUCCUAAGGUGAAUAAUUCUGAAAAUGCAACUAAACAAACAAAAGAAGCAUUUGCUAGUAAAGGAGCAUUUACCUUUAUAAACAUCAAUGUUAUUCACCGUGAGAAAGAAAACUCUGUGACAUAUAUGAUUUCCAUAAAGAGAAAUGCACUAAAGUAUGUAAUUAACCUUGUUAUUCCAACCUUCUUCAUGAUGUUCAUGGAUAUUUUCGGUAUGUCCAUCCAGUCAUACGAAACCAGAUUUAAUUUCAAGAUUAUCAUAGUUUUAGGAUUCUCCGUGCUGCUGCUGAUUCUGAAUGAUAUGCUCCCAAAUUCUGACAGUCCACCAAUUUUAGGUAUAUUCUGCUGUGCCUGUAUGGCUCUGAUGAUUUUCAGUAUAGCUGGGUGUGUUUUGGCUUCCUACGUGAUGGAAUUAUCUUCUAAACAAUAUAAGAUACCAAAAUGGAUAAAGACUUACUUGCUAAAUAAUCUGGCAUAUGUGCUGCGUGUCAAAGUAAAAGAUGUUACAGAUUUGGAAAUGGCCAUUUCAAAGAAUAAAUAUUUUUACAGGAUCCAUUUACAACCUGAUGUCAUUAAGAAGAAAUCUCAUCCUAAAAUAAAAGUGAACCUGCAGGUGAAGCUUCUAAAGAAGAUUCUAGCAGAGAUUGUUAAGUUUCAUGAAGAGUGGAAGAAGUCCAUUAACAAGGAGGUUACAGAGUCAGAGUGGUAUACAGUGGCAGUAGUGAUAGAUCGCCUGGUCCUUAUCAUUUAUCUACUUUUUGUACUCAUUGUGUUUAUCAUUCUGAUUGUUUCUUGGGCGAAAUAAUAUUAGGGUAAAGUCUUCUGGGUGCAAAUCUGUAUUUUUUUUUUAUUAAAUCUUAUUAUAACAAUUAAGCUCCUUGCACAGGUGCAGAUAUGGGGAAGGGGAAGAGAGCUCCAGCAUAGGUGCCAAGCAUCAGAUAAUAUUACAUACAGUGCCGGAGGAUGAGGGGAUCACCUGCAUUAAAUGUUGAAAGUCGUGGGGUAAAGGUUGUAUCUGUGAAGGACAUGAACUGUAUCUGCCUGCCUGCUCCUUCACAAUGGAUUACAUCAGAUGGACACCACUUCACACUGCAAUACAUCAGGCAGCUGUUCCUUCACACUGCAAUACAUCAGGCAGCUGUUCCUUCACACUGCAAUACAUCAGACGGCAGCUCCUUCACACUGCAAAACAUCAGACGGACACUCCUUCACACUGCAAUACAUCAGACGGCAGCUCCUUCACACUGCAAAACAUCAGACGGACACUCCUUCACAUUGCAAUACAUUAGGAUGAAACUCCUCCACACUACAAUACUUCAGGUGGACACUCCUUCACACUGCAAUAUAUCAGGUGCCUGCUCCUUCACAUUGCAAUAUCUCAGGCGCCUGCUCUUUCACACUGCAGUAAGUCAGGGGGCCGGCCCUUCAAAUUGCAAUAAAUCAGACAGCUGUACCUUCACACUUCAAUACAUCAGUGGGCCAGUUCCUUCACACCGAUUUUAAUCAGGCGGCCACUCAUUAACAGGGCAAUACCCCAUUCAGCUGCUCCUUCACACUGUGGAAAAUAUCCAUAUAGUUAAAUAAUGCUGAAAUGCAAACAGUAUAAUCCAACUGAUAUAUUGGAUAAGCUUGCUGUGUCGUAGUAGGAGGGUUAAUGGGCA
Messenger RNA from Pelobates fuscus (common spadefoot toad), 1798 nucleotides. RefSeq names its product 5-hydroxytryptamine receptor 3A-like. Gene Ontology annotation, biological process: regulation of membrane potential; nervous system process; chemical synaptic transmission. The record is from RefSeq and is a predicted model, not a curated record. Gene Ontology annotation, cellular component: synapse; plasma membrane; neuron projection. Bases 1 to 942 code for a protein of 313 amino acids. NCBI's taxonomy places the organism in Eukaryota, Metazoa, Chordata, Amphibia, Anura, Pelobatidae. The transcript has 5 exons. Gene Ontology annotation, molecular function: transmembrane signaling receptor activity; acetylcholine-gated monoatomic cation-selective channel activity.